AAAUAAAUACUAAUUCUAAACAAGAAAUGCCAGUGCUUUACUUCUGUAGAGAGUGGUCAUGGGGAAGGUUUGAUGAGACUUAGUCAAGGCUGUGAAAGAUAGAGGAUUUAGGUGAGUUUGCUUGGGUAUUUUCUGAAGCCUUGGCACUCUGUGUAUUCACUGGGUUCUUUGUCCUUUCUAGAUAGAGCCACAGAAUGCACCAGUCGUCCUUUGGCUGCAAGGUGGGCCAGGAGGCUCAUCCAUGUUUGGUCUCUUUGUGGAACAUGGACCUUACAUUGUCAGCAAAAACAUGACUUUGUUUGCCAGAGACUUUCCCUGGACCAUUACGUUUUCCAUGCUCUACGUUGAUAAUCCCGUGGGCACAGGUUUCAGUUUUACUGACCAUGUCCAUGGAUAUGCGAUAGAUGAGGAUGACGUGGCUCGAAACUUAUACAGUGCAUUAAUUCAGUUUUUCGAGUUGUUCUCUGACUAUAGAGACAAUGACUUUUAUGUCACUGGGGAGUCUUACGCUGGGAAGUAUGUGCCAGCCACCGCCCACUACAUCCACAUACUCAACCCUGUGACGACGAUGAAGAUCAACCUGAAGGGAAUUGCUCUCGGAGACGCAUAUUUUGAUCCCAAGUCGAUCAUAGAGGGCUACCCAUCAUUCCUGUUCCAAAUUGGCUUGUUGGAUGAGCAGGAGAAAAAGUACUUCCAGAAGCAAUGCAAUGACUGCGUGAAAUUCAUCCACCAGGAGAAGUGGCUUCAAGCCUUUGAAUUACUGGACCGACUACUAGACGGCGGCUUAAUAAGCGAACCUUCUUACUUCCAGAAUGUUACAGGAUGUUCUAAUUACUACAACCUUUUACUGUGCACGGAGCCUGAGGAUCAAGGUUACUACGGGAAAUUUUUGUCCCUCCCCCAUGUGAGACAAGCCAUCCACGUGGGAAACCAGACUUUUAGUGAUGGAGCCAAAGUUGAAAAGUACUUGCGAGAAGAUACAGUCAAGUCAGUGAAACCAUGGUUAACUGAAAUCAUGAAUAAUUACAAGGUUCUAAUCUACAAUGGCCAGCUGGACGUCAUUGUGGCAGCUUCCCUAACAGAGCGCUCCUUGAUGGCCAUGGACUGGAAAGGAUCCCAGAAAUACAAGAAGGCAGAAAAAAAAGUUUGGAAGAUUCUUAAAUCUGAUCCUGAAGUGGCUGGUUAUGUACGGCAAGUGGGUAAUUUCUGUCAGGUAAUUGUUCGAGGUGGAGGCCACAUUUUGCCCUAUGACCAGCCUCUGCGAUCUUUUGACAUGAUUAAUCGAUUCAUUUUUGGAAGAGGAUGGGAUCCUUAUUGAUGGAUAAGCUGCUUUCCUAAAGGAGACCAUCAUGGCUUUUAAUCUUUGAAAAGAAAAUUUUCAAGAUAGAAAAUGUUACAUAAAGAAAAUUAUCUUUUUAAAACUGCAAAAUGUUCCUCAUCAAUAAAAAUUAUCCUUAAAACAAAUGAGGCUCUGUUUUGGGGGAGAGAUGGUUCAUUACAAAAUUAACUGUAAGAAAAUGUUGUGCAUGAGUGAGAAUUACAUCAUUUAUCUUAACGGGUACAAAGAAUGGAUUCUGAGACACCAAUUCAGAUAGAAAUGGAUAAAUAAAUGGGAUUUUGGGGCCUUGAAUAAGAAUUUUAAAUUCCUUCUCUAAUGAUGUGAAAAGUGCAAUAAAUGAAUAGAGUUAUAACCAUCUUGUUCUGUAAAUAACAGAAAAGUUUAUCAUACCAUGUAUCUGAAGGUGUUGCAUAAAUAUUAGAUAAGGACAUCUGAA
Molecule: messenger RNA, 1775 nt
Organism: Bubalus bubalis (water buffalo)
Lineage: Eukaryota; Metazoa; Chordata; Mammalia; Artiodactyla; Bovidae
Gene: CPVL
Product: carboxypeptidase vitellogenic like
Exons: 10
Coding region: 242-1318 (358 amino acids)
Biological process (GO): proteolysis
Molecular function (GO): serine-type carboxypeptidase activity
Source: RefSeq, a predicted model, not a curated record